Bactrocera latifrons is the source of this 1138-nucleotide messenger RNA. RefSeq lists its product as uncharacterized. The record is from RefSeq and is a predicted model, not a curated record. Lineage: Eukaryota; Metazoa; Arthropoda; Insecta; Diptera; Tephritidae. Gene Ontology annotation, molecular function: N-acetyltransferase activity.
AGUCGCGUGCUGUCGUACUGCAAUAACGGUUACASUUAAGUGUGUUGGAGCUAGUAUUAAAGAAAAAUAGCAAAAUACACUUCAACAUCUUUUAUUUUCGAAUACAAAGUGGUUUACACAGUUAAAAUAACGAUUUUCAGUCUCUGUACUGUUUCUAUACGAAAUAUCACAGGAUGAGAGCCAAUAAUGGUCGCAURUGGGGUAAAUUUAAUAACGAUGAAUUCGAAGUGAGAAGUUUAACUGAAUCGGAUUUGGARGAAGCUUUAGAGGUACUAGAUAAAUCAUUCUUUUUGCACGAGUCCAUUUGCAUAGCCUGCGAAAUCAAUCUGCCGGAAAAUGCGCAAGCGCGUGCCGAACUUCGCGAACUAUGCCGCAAAGCAGCAUAUGACGGUGUGUCGCUGGUAGUCAAGCACGUGGAGAGUGGAAAGAUAGUGGGAGUUGCGUUCAAUAAAAUACAGCACAAGCUCAGGCCCUUAUGGACUUUAUGAUUGAGGUAGAUUCGGAGACCGAUGUAUUUGAGCUCUAUAAAAUUGACACACUCCUGGAAUUGAUGUUCCUUUCAACAUUACAAGAAUGGGGUCGUCGUGGUAUCGCAAGUCAAUUAUCGCGCUACACCAUACAGUUGGCGCGUGAGCUCUCCGAAGGUGUUGGUGUCAAUGAAAUGCAUCCCCAACUACRGGAUAAGCGUCCCAAAGCUGUGACUGCAAUCUUUACCUCCAUUUUCUCACAAAAGGCUGGUCGUUCGCAGAAUUUCAAAGUGAUCAACAGUGUACCCUAUACACGCUUUACCUAUAAUGGUAAAACAUUCGAUCAAUCUAUUAAUCCCAUGCACAAAACUUCAGAACAUGUUGUGUUUUUGUUGUAAAGUAAGAAGAAACACAGUUGCAGUAUUGAUUUGACUUAGGAUGGCUUGUGCGCAUUUUGUUUGAAAGAGAUAUGAUUUGGUAAAAUACAGAUAACCAAAGGGUUAUUUUUAUGAUUGAAACGCUAUUGCUAAGCAGCUUUGCACUAGGUCUUUGUCWAAUAUUUGUUAGCAGUAAAUCAUUAUAGUUUUCUGAAUUACAUGUAGUACUUGUAUAACUUAGCACAAAACCCGAUUUUAAUGGAAAGUCAAAUAAAGCCAAGAUUAAUAAGUUUA